AUGACGGUGUUCUUCACCAUUCGGCUAGUCACACAACAAUCAGCCUUGUCUCUGCCCGAAAUUGUCGAUCCCGAUCCACUUAUGGCAUCUGACAUGAUGGACGGCAGAGAUACGUUCCUAACGAGAGCUCGGGAUGAACAUUGGGAGUUCAGCUCUUUGAGGAGGGCAAAAUUCUCAACUCUCGCUUUGUGUCACGCACUUCAUGAAUCUGAUGUGAACAAGGACAUGAGUUACACCUGCAACAAGUGCAACAGCUCGAAUGCUAAGUGGCACUGUACCACUUGUGAUGACUUUGAUCUUUGCGAGACAUGUCGCGAAUCCGUCUCACACGAACACCCAAUGGAGCAGAUCAAACCUCUUAUUGGCGCAGAAAGUGGCGAUUCCAGCGGCAACAAUCGCUUCGAGAGCAUUCAACGCUGCAUAUUGUCACUGGUACACGCGUGCCAGUGCAGGGAUGCGAAUUGUCGUCGUGUGUCUUGUCACAAGAUGAAGCGAGUCGUACAACACACGAAGAUGUGCAAGAAGCGAGUGAAUGCCAGUUGUCCAGUGUGCAAGCAGCUCAUCGCCUUGUGCUGCUAUCAUGCAAAGCAUUGUUCUCGAGAUUCUUGUUCGGUACCGUUCUGUAUGAACAUCCGCCAAAAAUUAGCCGAGCAGAAGCGUUCGAUCGCCAGACGUGCCGAUAUGAUGAUGCGAAGACGUAUCGAUGGUCUACAGGCUGUUGCGGGAGGACCAGCUUCGUCCAGCUCUUCGGCUGUUAGCGUUGCGGGAGGAACAUCAGUACCGACUCCACCUCCGGAUAACAAGCCGUUCGCUGGAACUCACAUGAAGGGAGGUAUUCCUGGUCCAAGCCCGCUGACUCAAGUACCGACGAUGUCGUCGAUGUCAUCACAUCCGCAAGCUGGACAACCUCAACAACAGCAGCGAGGAGGAUUUAUGUCAUCAGGAAUGAUGCCACCACAGCAACAACAGCAACAACCACCGAGCGGCAUGUCUCAAAUGGGACAAGGCAUGGGUGGUGGCGGAAUGGGAGGACCCAUGGGACAACAUCCAGGCGGCCAGCCGAUGCCACCUGGCGGACGAGGCGCAGGAGGACAGCCACCACCACCGUAUAGAGCACCAACGCCGAUGGUCGGCUUUAAUACACCGUCAAUGAUGCAGCCGGGCAUGUCAAUGCAUCCUGGUAUGGGUCAGAUGAGAAACCAAGCGGCGGAAGCCACAGAUGCACCACAGCAAGCAACAACCACCUCCACACCACAGCAAGCAAUCCUGCGUAACUGGAUCCAGCCAUGGCGCAGAAAAGACCCACAUCUAUUUGCUGCGUUCAUCAAGAUGAAACCUAACAGUGAGAUGGUAGGAGGUAGCUGGCCAUCAAGCAUGGGGCCGGGUGGUCCACAACCCGGCUACUAUGGCGGUCCGCCUCCUCAAGGAGGUGUUCGAGGAUCUGGUAACCAGUUUGCCCCGAUGGGACCUGGAGGAUGGCAACAACAACAGCAGUACCAUCAACAAACGGCAACACAAGGCAACGCCGGCGAUUUGCCGGUCAACAUUUUGGCGUCGGUCAGGUAA
Cooperia oncophora is the source of this 1566-nucleotide messenger RNA. The record is from the annotation of a GenBank genome assembly. Lineage: Eukaryota; Metazoa; Nematoda; Chromadorea; Rhabditida; Trichostrongylidae.